Camponotus floridanus (Florida carpenter ant) is the source of this 2282-nucleotide messenger RNA. RefSeq lists its product as uncharacterized. The record is from RefSeq and is a predicted model, not a curated record. The transcript has 6 exons. The coding region runs from base 165 to 1895 and encodes 576 amino acids. NCBI's taxonomy places the organism in Eukaryota, Metazoa, Arthropoda, Insecta, Hymenoptera, Formicidae.
CUCAACCAGCGACCGACCGACGUAGGAGCGAGGCUUCUCUCCGACCUACUUCUCGCGCCCGUCUUCGCCUUCUUCCAUCGUGGUGGCACGAGACGAGUCUUCGCACAAACCCUUCCGCGAGAGCAAGACCUUUUUCGAUUUGUUAAAUAAUCCCGAGAUCAAAAAUGCAUCCGGAAAUGGAUACAACAUCUGUAACAGAGAUGACGCCGACAGGAGCGCUUUAUCUGCUCCUGACGAUCUUGACGAUCUUAGAUGGAUCGAAAUGCAACACGAGAUACUUCGUAAAAAUGAGGACGAAUGCAUCCGACAUGUUUAAAACGAAAGCCGAAAAUCUACGGAUUCUUCAAGAUCCGAUAGCGAUCACGCCGAAUUCCCUGUACGAUAAUGAAGAAAACGAGCAUCAAGUCGAGGACGAGAGAAUGACUAAGGAAAUAUCGAAUGAUCAAUUUAAUCGGAGAAAUUCCUUCGUCGAGACUUCGACUUUCAAUCCAGAUGUACUCAACAAGUUUCUCGAGGAAUACGCGAACAAAAUAAAGAGCACUACCGAGAAGAGUUUCAAGUAUCCUUUCAGAAUCGUAAAACCACCUGCAGAGCCGCUUGUCCUCGAAAUCGACAACGAAACCGUCGAGACCACAACCAGCGAAGAGGAUGAAAAAUUUGAUCAGAAUUCAAGUACUAUUUCAGAAGAGAAUGAUGCGUUAAGCGAGGCACUGAACGACACUGUGAAGAGGAACAAAUAUUACGGUACAAAUACUUAUGAGGACAGGAAUGGCUGGGUGACGUUAGAAGCAAUUCCAUGGUCUAAGAGCAAAAUUUCCAAGUGGCAGGCCAAUCCCAGCACUCAACGACCUUGGCCAGAGAUAAAACCGUGGGAUAAACCGAGCAUGAAACCAUGGGCCAGUGACUAUACCAUCAGACCCACUUAUGAAAACAACAAACCGUGGUACGACAAGUCGAAACCCAAUUGGUCCGAUAACAAUGAGAACCCGUAUCAGAAACCGAUUUCCCGUCCUUCUUAUCAUUCCGGCGACGUGGCACAAAAGUGGCCAUCAGAGAAACCGUAUUGGAACAAGCACGAAACUCAUCGUCCAAAUAGCGACAUCAUCACGGACGAUAGACCUGCCAACUUCCCCAACACUUGGUCCAGGCCUCAGACGACUUCGUAUCAGCUUAUCGACAAGUACACGGAGAAGGAUCAAUCAGGAGACGGGAGCGAAUGGCACGAUUACUCAUCUAAAUAUGAUCAAAAUCGACCCACCAUAAUCACCGAGAGACCAAACUUCUCGCAUUAUCAAUACGUGAAUAAUCAUCCACCGAAUCAUCCGGCGAGCGGUGAUGGUCAGUGGAUCCUUCUGUCAACGAACCGCGGAUAUUCCAAGUCGAGACAGAGAUCAAUCAAGAUCGAUACGGUAAACACUCCGGAGGCACUCCAGGCGGUCAACACGACGAAUCGCGGGAAUAAACAAAACAGGCCUGCACUACCCGUGAUAACUUCAAAACGUCAGGUCAGAUUGACGGUGUUGCCGUCGAUCAACGGCACGAACACGACGACGUCUCACGGAGGUCUUCUGGAAGUCGAGAAGACGUUCAAGAGCGUCGACCAGAGUCGCAAGGAAUACGAGAUGGGAAAAUUGACGACCGAACCAAGUAUCCCGAACAAAAGACCGAUCAGGCACACUUUGAGCGGACAACCGUCCAGUUCGGCAGUCCUGGCAGCCGUCGGCGCAGGUAUGUUGCCGGCGACAAUGGCAAUGAUGAUACCGAUGAUGCUGGGCCGCCGAAAGAGAGAUUUAAGACUGAUGAAUGGCUUCAGCAAAUCCUACGAUCUCCAAAUGAAUCUGCGUAAACUCGCGAGAGAAUACAACACCCAAGAAAGAAGACCAAUAGGACUGUAGAUAUUAAGGUAGAACAGGACUACUCGUUCAACAUUUAAAAAAUAUUCAUUAAAUGCAAAAUGAUACGAAAUGCAAAAGGUAGAGAAUGAAACGCGACAUGUAUAAAUCACGCUGAAGUUUCAAAUGCGGAACAAAACAUUAGAAAUCUAAAAAUAAAGCGAUUGAAUGAAUAAUUGGCCUAUAAAUUUGGUGCAUUUUUGCGCUAAUUAUUCAGCUAGAAUUUAAAUAAAAAUAGUUUCAACAUGUAUAUGAGAUUUAAAGUUAAGCAUAUAUAUACAUAAAUUUUGCAGACUAUUUCUCGAGAUAUCGUAUUAAUCAGUUAUGCUAUAGAUGUUUUAAUAAUGAAUAAUCGAUACUUCUGUGCUUAAACAAGCAGCGUAUAAAUAC